GCUAGAUGUUUUCUUAAACUGAAAUAUUCAACUUUAUUCUCAAGUCAAGCCAUAGAAGGAAGUUCUGAUUGCAUGUUUGUUCUUUUCUUUUAAUGGUUCCUGGCUGAAUCAAACAAUAUGUCUUUGUUUUUCUGCUUAGAUGGUUGGAUGAAAGGAGUGUCUUGAACUGAGUGGGAAAAACUGCUGUGUGCCCAGGAAGUUCUGAGGAUCAAAUCUUUGUUUGAAUGGUCCUGCCUCCAUCUGGGACGCUACUGCAAACCUUUCAGUGGAUGUUUCUGAUUUCCCAGCAGAAAGGAUGGCAUCCAUGCCAGAAAUCCAGAUAGAAGAAAUGCUAGAUAGUGUGGAUGAUAAGGCUGAAGGUGGUCCCCCGUUUGAUGAUCAUUUGAGGAAUUUGAAAGCCCUGACAGAGAAACUGAGGCUGGAGACAAGAAGGCCUUCAUAUUUGGAGUGGAAAGCUCAGCUGGAAGGACUGGCCUGGAAGAGCCAUCCCAAACCUCCUGAAGAGGACAUGGGGAGGCAAGAGAAGAAACCAACAGAGGAAAAUAUUUCUUUGAGAGAAGUGCAGGUUCAUAUCAAUGGAAGCUCUUCCAGACAGCCAAUUUUGCUUGUCCCGGAGAAAGUGUGUGGCUUUGGAAACAUCGAUGAAGCAUUAAAUUGGCUCCGGAAAGAGUUGAUGGAAAUGCGUCUCCAGGACCAGCAGCUGGCUCGGCAGCUCAUGCGCCUGCGCAGUGACAUCAACAAACUCAAGAUCGAGCAGACCUGCCACCUCCACCGGCGGAUGCUGAAUGAUGCCACCUAUGAGCUGGAAGAGAGGGACGAGCUCUCUGACCUCCUCUGCGAUUGCCCCCUCACAUCCUCCUUCAGCCUCUCCACCCCACUCAAGCUCAUUGGAGUGACAAAAAUGAACAUCAAUUCCCGCCGCUUCUCACUUUGUUAAAGUGGGAAGAAUGGGCACUGGAAGUGCACGGGAUGGGAGCUAUCUUCAAGACCUAGGAAAAGAAGCUCCCACUGUCUGGUUAGGAGAUAGGCACAACAAGGGAAAAGAGAGAGUAAAGGGGCUCUUCCUCUGAUUUAAUAGGAGUGGGCUGUGGUGCCAGUCAAGAUAGUGUCCAGAAGGAUUUGCAGACAAGUGGAGAAUAAGAACAUUGAGGCUCCCAAAUGACAGGAACUAGACCAUAUCAAAAUCUAACUCAUACAGGCAGAAGCAUCCCCUCUUUCAGUGAUUAGAACAAACUUAUCAUAAGCUAUGUGAUGACUUGGAGGCUCCCUAACUGAGAACAAUGCAGGAGAAAUAUAGUUGGAAACCAUGAGUAAAGUCUUUUGGCCCCAUUCAUGUUGCUGCAGGAAGAAAGACCACUCCACAGUGCAGGGGAGCUAGCCAGGAUGUUGAAAACUAGCCAGAAACCAUUAUGUACUAUCUAAAAAAGGAUUUCAGUUUAGUUUUUGUCAGUGGGAUGCAGAUAAUGUGUAGAUACAGUUGUUUAUAGAGAUUCUCCAGAGUCAUCCAGGUCAUUAUUGUCCCAAAGAUGCUGUUCAAAAGGCAACUAGACUUUCUUGGGUUUUUCCCUUGAAAAUGUUUUGCUUCUCAUCCAAGAAACUUCUUUAGAACUGAAGAAGCUUCUUGGAUGAGAAGCGAUACAUUUUCAAGGAAAAAGAAAACAAGAAAAUACAGUUGCCUUGUGUAGAUACAGUUGUUGGCUUGCUUCUAUGAACAACUAAGGUUUUCUUGUUGUGAGAUGUGAUUUUUAGAUCAGGGGUCUCCAACCUUGGCAACUUUACGACUUGUGGACUUCAACUCCCAGAAUUCCUCAGCCAGCAUGUGCAGGCUGAGGAAUUCUGGGAAUUGAAGUCUAUAAGUUGUAAACUUGCCAAGGUUGGAGAUCUCUGUUCUAGAUUGUGCUAACUUGGGACAAUUCUGUAUUAAGUUUAGGUGGCUAGUGUCCCAUGAUGCUGUUUCUCAGACCUUCAGAUUUCAGGAAGUUAGUAAUAGGGUUUUGCUGGUACUCAGUCCAGACUGGCCAUUGCAAGAUCUAAUCAGCUGUUCCUCCGAUUUUUUCUUUUCUCAAGUCUUAUAGUCUAAUAAGCUAGGUGAAAAUUAGGCCUUAAUAGAUAUCAUCCUCCUAGAAUUUGAUGAAGCCAAGCUGCUGACUUUCGAGUAUGUCAGUUAAAACUAUCAUCAAUAAGUGCAUACAUCAGGACAUUCCAGAAAGAGUGGACCAGAGAAAGCAAAUAAAUAAAUAAAUUAUA
Ahaetulla prasina is the source of this 2247-nucleotide messenger RNA. RefSeq names its product family with sequence similarity 167 member A (gene FAM167A). The coding region runs from base 296 to 937 and encodes 213 amino acids. The transcript has 2 exons. The record is from RefSeq and is a predicted model, not a curated record. Lineage: Eukaryota; Metazoa; Chordata; Lepidosauria; Squamata; Colubridae.